CAUAAACUGAGAUCAGAUUGCUACAAACAAUUUUUAUCAUUGAUAAUAAAUGUGCCAACAAAAAAUAUAUUUCAUAUGAUCAUGAUAUACUUAAUAAUACAUUAUGGAUGUAGAAAAUAAAUUAAAUCUUAUUAGUAAUUUAUUCAAUAAUAUUAAUUAAUUUAAAAGUAAAAUAAAAUAAUUUAUAAUCAUGUUUAAUACUUUACGUAACAAGUUUCAAACAGUCCAAGAAGGGAUAUCAGCUAGUAUUAGAGGACUGACUGUUGAAAAUCCAAAACAAAAAAAGACUGGCAACAUCAGAAAUGUUAAUUACAAUGCAGGAGCUGAUAUUUUACAUAGAUUUCAGUUGCAAUGGAAUGAACUUCAUGAACUUGCAGAAGAAAAUGCAGGCAAAGCUCAAGAAGCUGAUAAACUCAUUGGAACUAUUUAUGAAAAACUUGAACAAGAAUGGAAGAACAUUACAUGUUUAAAUAAUACUUUAGCAUACAUUCCAAAAAUCAACAAUGCAAUACAAGAUCUUAUGGAUCAAAUAGGAACACUACAAGAAAUGUUUGAGGAGGUAGAAGGUGCAAUAUAUCGAUUGGAAGAUUUAAAUGAGAUGUUAGAUUUGCAAAAUAGACAAUUGGAUCACAGAUUUCAAUUGGCCUUAUAUAAAGAGAAAAAACUUGCAGAACUAAAUGUUAUUAAAGCAAAAUUGGCUGAUGAGCAUACUGAAAGGGUAUCAAAAUAUGAAUUUAAACAACAGAAAAUGAUGAAAGAAAGACGAGAAACAUUUGAUGAAGUUUUUAAAGAAGAACUUAGAGAAUACAAAGCAACAGGAUCUAUAUUAAAAUUACCAGUAUCACAACAAGGACCUUCAUUGGAUGAGAUAGUUUUGGAUGUAGAUUCAACAAUGUUUAAUGAAUUUCUAAAAAAUUAACAAUGAACCUUUAUUUUUAUUAUUUUAU
Frieseomelitta varia is the source of this 947-nucleotide messenger RNA. It is a transcript of the gene Dysb, whose product is annotated as dysbindin protein homolog. The coding region runs from base 191 to 919 and encodes 242 amino acids. NCBI's taxonomy places the organism in Eukaryota, Metazoa, Arthropoda, Insecta, Hymenoptera, Apidae. The transcript has 5 exons. Gene Ontology annotation, biological process: negative regulation of protein kinase activity. The record is from RefSeq and is a predicted model, not a curated record. Gene Ontology annotation, cellular component: cytoplasm.